ACUCUCUCUCAGGGGCAGUUUCCAUUUAGCUGCCGAUGAGAUAUUUAGUCCGGCAGUAGACACGCAGUAAGUUGCUCUAUUAGUAGUUUUUUUUACACGCAGAAAGUGGGAGAGAUUCUUUCGACCAGUUAAUCCGUGAGAAAAGUGUCACAGUUUGGCGCCUUUUAUUGAGGAAAAUAGUUUAAAAGCUGCUGAUCCGAAAGAGCAAAAACUUACCCUGUCAGACCAAACUUUGGGAAACUAUGUCGAGCGUAAGAAGCAUCCUAUUCAUUGGACUGGCGUUCGUCUUUGUGAAGAUCGAAGGGGAUGAUGAUGACGAUUACAGUUUCAACCUAGAAAAUGCAUUAAAAGGCGAUCCAACUCUAGCACCAGUUACAAAACCUGCAUUGCCCGAUGUUCCGUUAGAUUUUGAUGAUGGCAAGAAACCUGUCAAACCAAAGGAGGAUGAUUCUGGUGGAUUUGAUUUGAAUGAUGCUCUUGAAGGUGUAGACAAGUACACUCCAACUGAGGCCCCUUAUAAGCCAGGAGGCAGUGGUGGGUCAGGCCAUCAGUUCAGAGAUGAAGAUCUUGCUAAUGCAGCUGGUGACAAUUAUAAGCCUGACAAGACCAGUUCUAAAGGCCGUUCAGGUGGGGCUGCAGAAGGCUCAAACCAAGAAAGCAGUCAAGGAAACAACACUGGUACCUUAACUGGUAUAAUCAGUGGUGUUUUGCUGACUGUGGUAGGAACCGUGUCUAGCUACAUUCUCUACCAAAAGAAGAAGCUAUGCUUUAAACUGACAGGCAGCUCUGGCGAACAGAACGUGAAGCAAAAUAGUGCUCAAGGCCAACAGGAUGAACCCCAGUCUUAUAACUCUCUUCUGCAGUCUCACCCUGCUAACAAUCCCUAGAAGAUGGCUGACAGUGGAGAAAAUAUCAGGAAGCAAAUGGCUGUGUGGUCCAACCAGGCACUUGACGUCCUACCACAGAUUUAUCUCCUGUUCACUUACUUGUCUUUCCACUUCGGAAUCUUGUUCUGAACCAAUGUGAAUUCAUUUUCACAUUUGAUUUCAAAGAUGUUUGUAAAAGAAGUUUUGAUGUUCCCAAACAGCUAGAUUUUAUACAGUGACACACAAAUGCUAAAGGAACUCAGCAGGUCCGGUUGCAUCUUGCACCACUGGCAUUUAGGGCAGCAGUGAAGGUCCUCCAUGAAUGUAUAGAAGGAUUCAUCAUUGCUGUUCCUGUAACAAUUAUAUUUUGACCAGUCAAGGUUGUUAGCCCUGAGCUGAACCCCAACACCUGGAGGACCGCUGGACCACUCUAGUCUAGCCUGUACCCUUUGUCCUGUUUGGCAUGGGUGACCCUACCACGGCCCAAUUACAAGGACCUGACUCUAGCCAACAUAGUUCUCUGGGUCAUUGAGACACGCAAGCCUCCAAAACCUCUGACAAGGUUGUGGUCCUCUUGGAGGAGGCUGCAUCUACAGAGAGCAAUAAACAGUCGAUGUUUCAUACUGAGACCUUCAUCAGUCCUGAUGAAGGAUCGUGGCCCAAAACAUCGAUUGUUUAUUCCCUUCUGUAGAUGCUGCCUGACCUGCUGAGUUUAUCCAGCAAUUUGUAUGCGUGGUGCUCUGGAUUUCCAGUAUCUGCAGAAUCUCUUGUGCAUUAUAAAGUUGUUUGACUGUAUAAAACACAUCUUCUGUAGAUUAACUGAUGUGCUUAAGCUUUUCUGUUAAAAGUUGGACUUAUAUAUUUUUAGAUGUGAGGAAUAUUAUAGAGCAAAUUGCAAGUGUACACAAUGGAAGGGUGUGGAGUUCACAACCCUGGAGUUGUAGCAAGGUCUAGUUUACAGAAUGUUUUCUUAUAUAUAUUUUGCGUAAUUGUACUAAAACAUGUCAUGCUAAAAUAUUUGUAAAAGGGGGAGAAAUCUGUCUUUUGUGCACAAUCAAUAUGUGAUUCUGUAGUUCUGGUUGUCCUGCCUUAAGACGGAUGUGAUUAAGCUAGAGAGAGAGUGCAAAAAAGAUUCACGAGGAUGUUGCUGAGUCUGCAGGAUUUUGGUUACAAGGAAAAACUGAAGACACCCUUGAUAGGGCUGAGGGAUCAUUUUCUUAGUUUAUAACAUCAUGAGAGGCACAGGUAGGGGUGGGGUUUGUCACAGUCUUUACCUCUCAGGACAGGGGAGUCUAGAACGAGACGGUAGAGGUUUAUAGCGAGAGGGGGAAAACUAGUAGGGACCUGAGAGGCGCGCUUUUCCAUACAGAGAAUGGUGCAUAUAUGGAUUGAGCUGUCUAGGAAUGGGUACACUUGCCACAUUUAAAAUACUUUUCACUAGUACGUGGAAUUAGAAAGGUUGAGACACAUGUGGGCCAAACACAGGCAAAUGGAACAAGCUCAGUUAGACAACCUGGUCAGCAAGGGCAAGAUGGGCAGAAGGGCCAGUUUCCAUGCAAUAAACUCACUGAUCUCUGAGCUGUUUUGUCUUUACUAGAUGUGACUUUCAGAAGCUCUUCUGUGUGCGUAUGUUCCAUGUUUAGCUGAUAUAACAGAACUAAUUUACACUCCUUGUACGUUCAAAGAGCUGAGGUGCUGUGCAUUUGCUGUUUUGGUAAUUGUGUAAAUUUGUUGGAUUCUCCAUAAACAGAACAAUUUAAAUAUU
Molecule: messenger RNA, 2631 nt
Organism: Hypanus sabinus (Atlantic stingray)
Lineage: Eukaryota; Metazoa; Chordata; Chondrichthyes; Myliobatiformes; Dasyatidae
Product: CD99 antigen-like protein 2
Exons: 12
Coding region: 243-887 (214 amino acids)
Biological process (GO): positive regulation of neutrophil extravasation; homotypic cell-cell adhesion; T cell extravasation
Source: RefSeq, a predicted model, not a curated record